GGGAAGAAGAAGACCAUCAAGAUGGAAGAAGAUGUCGUCGAACCCGAGCGCACGGAGGCGCAACGUGUGGAGUUCGUCCGCAGCGUUGGCGUCCGAGCCGCAACAGAAACGAUGCGGGAGCAGUGGAAACGCGAAUCCAUGGCGCGGAAAUGGAGGUGCUGGGUGCACUGGGUGAAGCACCGAAGCACCGGCAACAACCAACGUGCCGUAGCCAUCGACCAACAGCCAGUGGAACUGGAACCUCGCCCGGAGCCCGGUGCCCCUGGUUCCGUGGUUCAUAGUGCUCCUCAGGGAUUUUUGGAGACGAAUGUCAUCUAUGUCCCGAAGGAGGCCGCGCUGCCGGACAUUGCAGUCCACGGGCUCUUCACCUUCGUGGAGGACCAGACGUUGGCCGAAGUCCGUGAGUCGGUCGAAUGGCACACCUGUGCCCCUGGCCGUCUGGAGGCCGUGUGCCUGUGGGUCCGGGAUGAGACACCUCCUGUGUCCAAGCGCAAAGCCUCUCCUGGCGAUGUGGACGAUGAGCCCGACCAUGGGGAUGACACAGCAGCUUCAGUGGCACCUGCCACCCCUGUCCCAUCGACAGGUGCUGCCACCGUUGGCGACGAAACCCUUCGCAAGGUGGACCACAAGCUGCUCUACAUGCUGUUGGAGCUCCAGGGGCAGUUCGAACAAAUGCAGCACGAGGACGCAGCUGGCGCAGCCUUUGGCCUGCUCAAAGAGCGAUUGGGCCAACUCACCACUGACGACGUCAGGGCGAUCAAGCGCCAGAAGGUGCUGCGAGCUGAAGUGUUUGGAGGAUCGUGGCACAGCCCUUUAGACUUCCUGCUCAUGGAUUGCGACCAUAAGUGUCGUUGCUUCGAUGGCAAAGCCCACGUCUCACCUGUGUUUUUGGCAAAAUGUGAGCCCUGUCAAGUGAUUGUGACGUCCAUUCACGUGGAGGCAUGGGCCUUGGAACAGGUGGGAUCAGACCCGGUGGUGCCAUGUGCUCAGGGCAGAUUGAGGGAGCUGAAGACGUGGUUGCGCGGCAGAGGCACUGUGCCGAGGUUACCCCCAUGGGAGCACAUGCUUCGCUCCAAACGGGCCAUCCUGAAGCAGUUCAACCCUUGUGUUGUGAUUGUGCAGCCGAAAGCCACUGCCUUCGAACAUGCAAUCAGCUUCAAUUCCAAGAGGACUUGUCAUCUCCCAGAAUCAGAGCAGCUCCUCCUUCUGAUUCAGAAAUGGGAGGCAGUGGUCUCCAUCGAACCUAGGGCGUUCGACCUUGGGGUCAAUGUUGUGGACCUAACCUAUGAAGAGCGGUUGUCGGUGGUCAGGGAUGUCCUUGGAGGAAAAGCCAUUGCAACCAUCCGGCAACGACUUGGACAGUUGGGCCAGUACAUCAAGUGGGCAACAGAAGAGGCUCGACGCCCUCCGUUUCCGGUGACGUCGGAGCUCGUCAAAAACUAUGUGAGACAUUUGAGAAACCAUGAUGCCACUUUCUCGAAGUACACAGGUUUCCUGGAGACACUCAAGUUUUCAAAAUACGUUGUGGGUCUCGAAUGUGAUCUGGAGGCUUUCAAAUCGGCCUGGGUGUCAGGCAUCAUGCGAGCAGCAGGACAGAACAGGCCAUUACGCAGACAAUCCACGGUGCUGACAGUGGAUGCUCUCCUGUUCCUUGAAGCUUUGCUUGAGGACUCUCAGGUUGCCGGAGUCGACCGGUACGCAGUUGGAGUCGUGUUGUUUGCGACAUACUCCCGGGCCAGAUUUGGAGACCUCAAGAGCAUCGCCUCCAUCCUCAUUGACGAGGUGCCUCCGAACAAGGAGGAGAGCAUUGGCUUCCUGGAGAUGCACUCAGCGUCCCACAAGAUGCGGGCUACGGGCAACCGCCUAGGUUCCCAUCUGCCCUUGGUGGCCCCUCUGAAGGGUUUGGGACCGACUUCGUGGGGAAAGACCUUCAUCAAGAUUGGCAAGGAGGUCGGUCUGGACAUGGGCAAGUGGGAUCCUUAUUGUCCACUAUUGCCUGCACCUGACCAGAUGGGAGCAUGGACCGGCAGACCGACCACAUCAGGCGAAAUCAACAGAUGGAUAAAGCAGAUCUUACUGCCCUGUGAGUUUGACGCAUCUGGCUUCACCCCUCAUGGCUGCAAGGCUACAACACUGGCCAUGUUGUCGAAGUAUGGCGUGGAGGCUGAAGUUAGACUUGCAUUGGGCCAUCACCAGAUCCGCAAGGGGGUGGCUGAGGUGUAUGCAAGGGACACCCAGUCUGCCCCCUUGAGGGUAUUGGAGUCAAUGUUCCGUGACAUCAGACGAGGUCACUUCCAACCAGACCAAUCUCGGUCGGGCAUGUUUCGCAGGGAAGAACAUGAAGUGAAUCCUGCGCCAGCACAGGACCCUGGCCUGGUGACGGAUGUGCCCUUGCCGGCACCUGAAGGGGAGUACUCUCCUGGAUCACUCGCUGAGAGCUGGAACCUCGAGACACCUGGGAUCCCAGCAGUUCUUGCAGCCAUGGAGCCAUCAGAGGCAGUGGAUACAAUCUCUUGCAACUCAGAUGAUAGCAGCUCUUCGAGCGACUCCGAGGCUGACAGCUGUGCAACAGAGACGCUGGAGGAACAGGCAAAGGACAUGCCAGAAGCCCAUGCGUCUGCCCAGAAAAGCAUACCGAAGAUGUAUCAGCACAAGAAAUCAAAGGUGGUGCACUACGCAUCCUGGUCUGGCACGGCCUUCACAUGUGGGCGACAGUUGACCCAGGAGUAUCGGCAGUGCUCUGAAAGACUUGUGGUGGAGUCCAUGAGAUGUCAGAAUUGCCAAAGGCGAGUCGACAGCCGAACUCGCGACCAUGACCUUGAGAACAUGGAAGCCGUGGUCAAGCGCUCGAGGCGUCAGUAG
Cladocopium goreaui is the source of this 2862-nucleotide messenger RNA. NCBI's taxonomy places the organism in Eukaryota, Dinophyceae, Suessiales, Symbiodiniaceae. The record is from the annotation of a GenBank genome assembly.